AUGGCUACCAACAAGUUUGCAACGAUGUUACAUAGAAACACCAACAAGAUUGUGGUGAUUCUAGUGUAUGCAGUGCUUGAAUGGGUCUUGAUUGCACUCCUUCUUCUUAACUCUUUGUUCAGUUAUCUCAUCACAAAAUUUGCCAAAUGGGUUGGCCUCCAACCACCGUGCGUUUGGUGUUCAAGGGUUGACCACGUGCUGCAGCAAGAAAAUGGCGCGCAUGUGGACAAGGAUCUCGUGUGCGAGGCUCAUGCAGCUGAGAUUUCCAAGCUUGGUUACUGCUCAAAUCAUCAAAGACUGGCGGAAACGCACAGCAUGUGUGAGGAUUGUUUGGCCUCUCGGCCAAACCAUCAAGAAAAUUCCUUUGGAAUGCGGCACAGGAUCGCUUUCAUUUCGUGGGUGAGUAGUCAUGGCAAACAUGAAAGUGGAGAUAGCUUGAUAAAAAGGUGCUCUUGCUGCAAUGAGAGCUUGAGCAGCCCGCUUUACCCUCCUUAUUUGCUAUUGAAACCUAAUUGGGGAGAUGAGAAUUACACGAGCAAAAGAUCCCUGAUUGUGGAAGAGGCAAUAGAUGAUGAAAAAGGUGAUAAAGACCUUGACUUUGAGAGAAACAAUGAGGACGAUCAUGACGAUGAAGGGGUGGCAGAUGAGCAUCAGAUACUUUCUGAUAUUGAGAGUUUUAUCCUCAGAGAGGUUGCUGAGGAUCGUUCAAGUUCUGUUUCAAACUUGCACUCAGAUGAGAAGGAUGCGGAAAAAGAUGAUAAGGAAGAUGAUCUUACCAUUAAUGAGCUGGAUCCAAGUGCUGAUUACAAUUUUGCUUGUCAAUUCACUUCCACUAUGCAGGGUUCACUCUGGGUUGAUAGAUCACUUGAAGUCAUCAAUGUGCAUUUUGAGAAUUAUAAGGCCUGUGAUAGCCACCGCUUGGUACCUGUCAAGUUAAUAGAUUCUAUUACCUCUUUGAAUGUUGAAACUUGCAAAGUGGAUGAGGAUUUGGGGUAUAGGGAACACAAGACUCAGACUCAGACCUUUGUUGAUGAGUCACCAAUUGAAGCACAAUCAAGUAUCUUAGAAAGGGAAGGAUUACUCACAAUACAUGAGAAUGCAGAGAAAAUAAGUGUGAGAGAAGUUGAAAGUUCGGAAAAUUCUAUAUCUUCAGAAUUUGAAGGGUUGAAACAUAAUUCAGAGAUUACCACUAGGGAAGCUCAGACUCGGCCGAAAGAUGACAACAGUAUUGAAGCAGCUACUGAAGAACUAGGUGAUAAACAAGUUGAUCUGCCUCGAUCUCAGGAACCAGCCUGUUCUAGUGAAUGCGCACAAGAAGAUGAAUCUUCAUCAAGUGAAGAUGAUGCUGAAGUUCAAAAUGCCUUUGAUGAAUUCAUUGCUCAGAAUCAUCUUAGUAAGACUCAAAGUUUAUCUAAUGAUGACAUCAGUGUGGAACCAGCUAUACAAGGAACAGAGAGUCCAUCAGGAGCUACCCUGCCUCCAUCUGAAGAACCAGCCUGCUCUGUUCUAUGCAUAUCAGAAGAUGAAUCUUCUUCAUCAAGUGAUGAUGAUGAAGUUCAAAAUGCCUUUGAUGCAUUUAUUACUCAGAAUCAUCUAAGUCAGUCUCAAAGUUCAUCCAAUGAUGAUAAAAAUAUAGAAGCAGACAUGGAAGAACCAGAAAAUCCACCAGCUAAUCACCCUCCAUCUGAAGAGCCAGCUUGCUCAUCUCAAUGUAUACCAGAAGAUCACUCUUCCACAAGUGAGGAUGAAACUGAAGCUCCAAAUGCCUUCGAUGAAUUCAUUGCCCAAAAUAAUCUCUGUCCAGAUAAAACAGGUGUAAAAAAUAACGAGUAUGUUAAGAUCAUUGAGAAAACAACAGCAGUUGAGAAAAAUCAUGAAGAAACAAACAAUGAAUCAUCCAAGUGCUCAGAGCCAUACGAAGUAGAAGAAGAUAAACUUCCUGAGACUCCUAGGUCUGUAGAGGGCCUGCAGUACAUGCUUAAAAGAGAAUCAGUAGCAGAUGAUUCUAUGGAUGGUAGCAUUGCAAGUGAGGUAGAAUGUGGUGAUCCAGUAUCAACAAUUGACCGGUUAAAAACGGUUUUAAAAGCUGAAAGAAGGGCCCUAACAGCUAUAUAUCAAGAACUAGAAGAAGAGAGAAGUGCAUCAGCAAUAGCUGCCAAUCAGACAAUGGCAAUGAUUACAAGGCUGCAGGAAGAAAAGGCAGCAAUGCAGAUGGAAGCAUUGCAAUACCAAAGGAUGAUGGAAGAACAAUCGGAGUAUGAUCAGGAAGCUUUACAGCUUUUGAAUGAGUUGAUGAUGAAAAGGGAGAAAGAGAAGCAAGAACUUGAGAGGGAGUUGGAAGAGUACAGACAGAAGGUAAUGGACUAUGAAGCAAAAGAGAAGCUGAGGGUGCUGAGAAGAAUGAAAGAUGGAAGUGUAAGGAGUAGAGACACCUCUUCUUCUUGCAGCAAUAUGAACUACACUGAUGAUCUAUCCUUUGAUCUUAACCGCGAGGUGCGCGAAGAAGAUAAUGUUUUAUUAUUCAACCAAGAGGGAAGCAGCCACAACAAUGCACCUGAAGAUACAGUUUCUAAUUUGGAAGAAAUGGCACUAGACUGUGUAAAGCAUGUGAGUGCUCUUGAUGACACAUUGGCAGAAUUUGAGGAAGAGAGGGCUUCCAUUUUAGAACAGCUCAAAGCAUUAGAAGAAAAGAUCAUUUCAUUGGGAGAUAAUGAGGAACUCCUUGAUAAUAUCAAAUUCAUUGAGCAUUCGUCAAUGUAUUAUGGUGGUGGUGACAAAGACUCGAAUGAGAAUGGAUAUUUUGAUGGGUUUUCAGAUGAUAAACACUCUCCAAUAAGUUCCUUGGCAAAGAAGCUACUGCCAUAUUUAGAUGCUGCUGAAAAUGAGACUGAGGAAGCAUACACACUAGAGAGACAAUUGAAAUCUGAAUCAUCUGAUAUUCAAAACUCAGUUACUGUACUUGAAAUGGAUGGCAUGAAGACAUCCAUUGAAGAGGAAGUUGAUCGCGUUUAUGAGAGAUUACAAGCUCUUGAAACAGAUAAGGAGUUUCUACAACACUGCAUGGGUUCCAUACAAAAUGGUGGAGAGAAAGGAGUGGAUUUGCUUCAAGAAAUCUUACAACAUCUUCGUGAUCUUAAGGAUGUGGAACUCCGCCUGAAGACUUUGGGAAAUGAUCCACUAUAG
Molecule: messenger RNA, 3183 nt
Organism: Sphenostylis stenocarpa
Lineage: Eukaryota; Viridiplantae; Streptophyta; Magnoliopsida; Fabales; Fabaceae
Source: the annotation of a GenBank genome assembly